Molecule: messenger RNA, 1656 nt
Organism: Zychaea mexicana
Lineage: Eukaryota; Fungi; Mucoromycota; Mucoromycetes; Mucorales; Lichtheimiaceae
Product: eukaryotic integral membrane protein-domain-containing protein
Exons: 7
Coding region: 62-1273 (403 amino acids)
Biological process (GO): retrograde vesicle-mediated transport, Golgi to endoplasmic reticulum
Cellular component (GO): Golgi apparatus; membrane
Source: RefSeq, a predicted model, not a curated record
AUUUCCUGGGUGCUGGGCUUCUGUUUUUAAUAAACAAGUUGUAUAGUUGGUUUUCAAAAGGAUGGCCAGUUCAGCAACGAUUAAAUCGGCCUUUUCCAACAUUCCACCUUUGACAAAGGCUUUGGUUACCACGCUUAUUGUACUAUCGUGUGUUAGUUACAUUUACACGUAUCGAUUGCGACUUGAUGCAGAUGACCCUGACACCGUACCGUUCCUGGGAUGUCCAUUCAUUGGCAUUCUUCCUGGUUUAGCAUUAUACACACCUUGGACGUUUCUAUCAGGCGCUUUUUAUGAAGAUAACGUCUUUUCGCUUUUAGGAAGCUCAGCCGUAUUAUUAUUCUGUGGAAAAUAUUUGGAACGCGCAUGGGGUAGUCGUGAACUGUUCAAAUAUGUCCUUCUUACCGCCACUGUAUCCAACAUUGUCACAUGGAUUGGCAUUAUUGCGACGUUUUACAUGUCUGGUGACAGCGACUUUCUGUAUCAUAUCCAGAUCAAUGGCAUGGCUGGUGUAUUUUCCGCAUUUCUUGUUGCAUUCAAGCACCUUAUCCCAGAACACAGAGUUUCGCUUCUCGGCAAUGUCGUGACGAUUCGCGUCAAGAACUUGAUUGGUGUAGCAACAGCAGCAAGUAUAGCUUCCCUGGUCUUGUUCCAAGCUAUUGUGUUUUACAAUUUGGUGAACAUCGGCUGGGUCAUUGGAUGGAUCUACAUACGAUUCUUCAAGUAUCAGGAUGGUAUCAAGGGUGAUCACAGCGAGGCAUUUGCACUGGUGACGUUUUUCCCCGAGUUUCUACAUCCUGUUAUUGGAUUUGUUGCCAACAAUGUGUAUGCCAUCUUUGUCAAAUUGGGUGUCUGCACACCAGCACCGCGCAACUAUUCGUAUGACCUUGAAAGCCAGACUGGCGUUCGAUCCAUGCCUUCGCCUUUACCAGGCAGUGCUCGUGCUGAAGCAGAAAGACGAAGGGCACUUGCAUUGAAGGCAUUGGAUAUGCGACUCUCUACGAAGGCAGCUGCAGCUGCAACACCCUCGUCAAGCUCCUCCUCCUCCUCCUCCUCCCCUGCCAAUAUUAACAGCCCUGUCAUUUCUACUGAUAAUGCAGCAUCCAGUUCCACUGCAGCUCCACGAGCAUCCGAUAAUACCACCGUUCUGUUUGAGGCCGAAGAAAUGGCAACAGUUGCUGCUGCACCAUCCACCACCUCACCUGCAGCUGCCGCUCCUUCUUCUUCGUCGUUGGCGGAUGACAAGCUUCCAGCCGAAGAAGCAAAACGUGAUUAAGUGUUUGGGGUUUAGUAAAACUUUGUAGAUAAUAAAAGGAUAUUUUCUGUCUUGCUGUACACACACACACACACACGCACAUUCACUCACUCACACUCACUCACUCACUCACACUCACAGAGCCGACUAGACGAAAGACAUGUGUUAUUCUCUUCUUCUUUUUGUGCUCCCUGCACACCUCAGUUUCCUCCCUUCUUUUAUGUCUUUGCCAUCUCUCCAAUUCUCAACCAACCUCCCCCCACAGCAAAAAUGACGCGCAAGUUUUUUGGGCAACGUACAGAAUCGAAAGUUUAAAGGCUGUUCAUUAACCCCUCCUUAUACCCGGGUCAACAAACCAUAUAAUGUUUUAAUACAACAUUGAACUCUAAAAGAAAGGUUUCUCC